AUGAAGGGCAUCAAAACUCUUCCAUUCUCGGGUAGUGCUGUCGAAUUGACCUUACUUGAUGGCGGAGGUCUCACUACAACAGACGACACAAAGAUCCACGCAGAUGGGCAUGACAGGCCAUAUUUCCUCUACAACUGGUGUUUUUACAUCCAUCAUAGAGCGUCAGGCCGCAAGAUCCUUUGGGAUCUUGGUAUUAGUGAUAACCGGCAAAUGUAUACCCCGUUCGUGUUGAAUUACCACUGGACGAGCUGCAAUCCAGUUGGACCACGUCGACGGCUUACAGAACAGUUGCAAGACAUUGGUGUGAAAACUUCGGACAUUGAUACAGUGCUCUUCAGUCACGCACAUUGGGACCACUGUCGUCCGAUCAAAGACGAAUUCCCCAACGCCAAGGUCAUCUUUGGCCGCGGGACAGCUUUACACUGCUCUCCAGGGCAUAUCCAGAAUGACGAAAUCCAGCCGAUGGUUCAAUGGGACUCUCGGAUUUUCGGCGAUGACAAAUUUCGGACGGAAAAUUUUCAAGAGCUCGAAGGCUCGUGGCAGUCCUGGGGACCAUUCGAAUCAGCACUGGAUUAUUUCGGAGAUGGCAGUCUUUGGAUCAUCGAAGCCCCUGGACAUAUGGCAGGAAAUCUCGCAGCAUGCGCCUAUUUAGAAUCAGGCGAACGCAUUGUCAUGGCAAGUGACUGCUGUCAUUCAAGGGAUAUUUUUCUUGGUCGCCGAGAAAUCGCCAACGUCAAAAUGGACGACGGAUCCCGAUUCUGCUUGCAUGAAGAUCUAGACAAAGCACUUGAUACGAUUUCCAGACUCAGAAAAGCAGCCGAGGAGUAUGGGAUGCACAUUGCGAUGGCCCAUGAUGCCGAGUUCAUCAAGGAUGGCAGCGAUGCUGUGUUGAUGUCAAUCUUACACCCCAUGUUUGAUGACACUGUCCUGAACAGAAUAAAAGCACACGGAAGGCCAUAG
Molecule: messenger RNA, 960 nt
Organism: Colletotrichum abscissum
Lineage: Eukaryota; Fungi; Ascomycota; Sordariomycetes; Glomerellales; Glomerellaceae
Exons: 4
Coding region: 1-960 (319 amino acids)
Source: RefSeq, a predicted model, not a curated record